Endocarpon pusillum Z07020 is the source of this 3132-nucleotide messenger RNA. RefSeq lists its product as uncharacterized. Lineage: Eukaryota; Fungi; Ascomycota; Eurotiomycetes; Verrucariales; Verrucariaceae. The record is from RefSeq and is a predicted model, not a curated record. The transcript is spliced from 2 exons. Gene Ontology annotation, molecular function: RNA polymerase I general transcription initiation factor binding; RNA polymerase I transcription regulatory region sequence-specific DNA binding. Gene Ontology annotation, cellular component: RNA polymerase I core factor complex. Bases 1 to 3132 code for a protein of 1043 amino acids. Gene Ontology annotation, biological process: nucleolar large rRNA transcription by RNA polymerase I.
AUGUCGCAGAGACAGGAAUUGCAGAAUGCACAUUCUACCAAAUUCCUGAAUUAUGGCCAUCUUGGCACGGUUACAUAUGAUGAAGAAGACAAAAGCUGGGAAACUUUACGCAUCAUUGAUCCCAUUGUUGCGACUGUUCAUACAGAUGCGAAAAAGCAUGGUUCCACUGCUUUUCCAUUACGCCGCUUGUCGAGCAAGGUGGUAUAUGCUGGACGGGUUGUAUCUCAGCAUGGCUUCCAAGCUGAGAGCAACGACGACAACCUCGACCACAUUAAUGAGUCCAGCUCGGCACCGACCAGAGAAUCUCAACCCGAUGCCAGGACAGAGGAGAAAUCUAGGAUCAUCAAGGGUGCUCAGAGUGAUUGUACUACGUUUGCUGAGAAUCAGUCACCAAACCUUUCGACCUUGCUUGCCUUUGGGAGUGCUAUCUCAGCGAAAGCGGACGUAGUUCGUUCUGAAUACGUUCAUGUUCCGAUUGCGGCAUCUGUCUCCGGUAGUAACGCUCAAAAUGUCCGACUGGUAAGAAUCGGAAGGGAGGUUACAAAAGAUCCUGAUGUUGGUGGAGAUGCUAUCUUACACCUUCCAUCUAUCUCCAACGAAGGAAAGGCAUGCUGGAUAAGCAACGGUGGACCAAUUCAGCAAGUACGCUUCGCUGCAGCCAAUGGAUACGCAAGCACAUGGAUGGCAGCUAGACUACAAAGCUCUACCACAAUUUUUCAUCCCCUCCUACACCGAAUACCAGUCGCGCCGAGACGUGAGCCGUUUCAAGUUCCUCUUCAGGCGCUACAGUCUUCCGUGCUUGAUGCUAACCCGAUCGCUACCAUUCCACUCUCGCGCACCGGUGGCCACCCUCAUGCUGAUUUUGAUUUCCACCCACAAGACCAUCGAAAGUUUGCCUUGAUAGACGAGCAUGGGAAUUGGAGUGUGUGGCUUGUCGAUGGGGAGUAUCAAGAAAGUACCCGGUCCCGGUUCUGGGUCACCCUAAUGUGCUUUGGAAAGAUAUGGAGUUGGGACCAUGAGAAGAGGGUAAGAGUAUCACUACCCUAUCACGAUGGCUGGCACCGGAUUCUGUGGUGUGUUCACUCAGAGACUCCAGCUGAUAAGCUUUUCAUCUGUAAUCGCCGGACUGCCGCUCGGUACACAACUUGGGGGGAUUUAAUUGGCUUGGAACAUCUUCGUCUUGGACAUUCUCGUGAGAAUCAGUACAUUCUUGACGUGCAAGUGAGCAGUUUCGUUCCCGGCUAUUGCUUCGUGCUCACAUCGACUCAACUGUUUUGGCUCUGUUUUACAGAGACACAGGACGUAAAGGUUGGGAAAGAGAGAGCUACACCGCACGUUUUGCUCGCGUGGCAGCAUUUUCGAGAUCGUGGAGACAGAACGCUUCACUUGGUGUUGUUGGAAGCAGGAUUGAGCACCCUUGUACUCAUAGUAUCCCGACUCAACAAUCUGGUCCUGGUGUUCCGAGUCGGUUUUGCCGAUGGUCAUAAUGAUCAUCCAGUUUCGCUGGCUGAUCCGCUUUCGAUCUUUCUACCCGGGCCUCAUUACAGCUUUGAAUCUGUGGGUUGCCCCAUUUCACAGUUGUUUCGUUCAAUAGAAUGCAAUCGAGAAGUCCAAGGUAGCAUCGAAACAGCGAGCCCACUCCUGUUCAAGCUCUUCUCCUUGUAUGAAGAUUUCACUAUUGCCGAACAACUCUAUGCGAGCACCGAGCCCAGCUUUGGACUCACUGCAGGAGCUGCUCCGUUGCCUCUCUUGCAUCUGCCUAUCCAAGUAUCUCUGGGCAAUCUGAAAUCGACAUCUCGCCGUCGAAGAGGCUUCCGAGACUUCGUCGUACCUGAUGAUUGGGUGGAAUCGAACGUCUCUUUGACAGUAGCUGAGGGUGACGCACAAUUCAAGGAUCCAAGGCGAAACAGGCUCCGAACACGGGUGCAGCCCGGAGUUAAUUGGAAAGAUGUUUAUGGUCAACUGACUGACGAAGGCAGCAACGCAGCUUCGAAAGCUAGGAUAAGCGUGGGCACUCUUCUGUCACGAUUCAAUGACCGCUCGGAGAAAUUCAACCUACCUGAAAUACCCCUCUUGUCUGAGAUGCUAUCCUGCAAGCUACACAUUACAGAUGUCGAUGAGGACUCAGAGCAACUCGACGAAUUGGUCGCCACAUUCAUUCUGCAGCAAAAUCGUCAGCAGAGGCUUCAACGAUUUCCAAUAAUCACUUCUGAGGCCCAAGCGAUCAACCGUCUUGCCUCAAUUUAUGAUGCUAUCGUCGCAACUCAUUUGACCCCACUCGCGCCUCAGACACCGGACCGCAUCAGAGUGAACAAAGAACGUCUAGCUCGCAGAGUGGCUGCCGAUUUACUCCUCGCAAGCACCGCCUUCUAUCCAGAUAUCGCUGCUCCGACCCCACUUGUCACCCACAAUACCGUUGCUGAGCGAGAAACCUCCCAAGUAAUGCCCUCCUCCUCAAGCGCGCCAUCCGUCUUGACACCCGCCUCUCCUCCAACCAUCCCCACCGCAACCACAUCAACCGCCUCAACAGAAGAAGAUCACCCAGUUCUCACCCGCCUCCGCAAAUACACCGCCAUCUCCACCGCUUCUCCGCUCGUCUCAACUAGCAUUUCCUCCCUUAACAACUCCACCCUCUCCUCCAUCCUCCGCCACCUCCCCACCUCCGCACAUACCAAUCCAGAAACCUACAACUACCGUGCCACAGAACGCAACCUCGCCGCCGAGGCAGAAGAAGAACUCGCCCUUGCUGCCGGGCAAGCGGAUCCACAGGCGAGGCGGAGAGCUGAGAAGGCGAAGUUGGCGAGGCUGAGGAAGGAGGAAAUCCGAAGGAAGAGAGCGGCAGACGAGCAGAUGAAGUCGAGCCAGAGUAGGGGGCCGCCAAGGGUCAUGAGCACCCAGGUGGGAGGGCUGGAAGGUGUGCGAGAGGUGCAGAGUAGCCAGGCCGGAGUGGCCAGUUGGGAUACCCCUAGGGAUGGUGGGUCGAGUCAGGGACGGGGAUAUGCAUUUGGGCUCAGCCAGGAAAUGCCCAUGACGCAGCCCGAGAGGGGCGUGUUUGGCAUGAGACCCGGCAUGCCGGGUUUUGCGGCUGGCAAGAAAAUGGAUAAGGGGAAGAAACGAGCUGCUGGCUUUUGA